AUGAACGGUAAAAACCCAUACAAAAACUUAUUAAAGACAUUGGAGGUAAAUGGAAAGAGUUAUAAAUACUACGAUAUCACAGAACUAGGCGACAAAUAUGACCGUCUACCGUUCAGCAUUCGAGUGCUGCUGGAGUCGUGCGUUCGAAACUGCGACAACUUCCAAGUGCUCGAGAAGGACGUCCAGAACGUUCUAGAAUGGGAGAAGAACCAGACAGCCGAUGACGUGGAGGUCGCCUUCAAACCGGCUAGAGUUAUCUUGCAUGAUUACACAGGCCUACCAGCAGUGGUGGAUAUGGCAGCGAUGCGAAAUGCUGUCCAGACUCUGGGCGGUGACCCCGACAAAAUUAACCCGAUAUGCCCAGCCCAUUUGGUGAUCGACCAUUCAGUGCAGGUGGACUAUUCAAGGACAUCCGACUCGCUGUUUAAGAAUCAAGAAAUAGAAUCCGUACGGAACAAAGAGAGGUUUCAGUUCAUGAAGUGGGGUGCGCAUACGUUCAAUAACAUGCUAAUAGUCCCACCUGGAGCCGGAAUAAUACAUCAGGUGAAUAUAGAGUAUUUGGCUCGAGUGGUCUUCACAGAUGACUUGCUUUAUCCAGACUCCGUGGUGGGGACAGACAGUCACACCACUAUGAUUAAUGGGUUGGGCGUGGUCGGGUGGGGGGCUGGAGGCAUCGAAGCGGAGGCCGUCAUGCUGGGUCAAGCUAUAAGCAUGCUGCUACCAAAAGUUGUCGGGUACAAGUUGAUUGGUGAAUUAAAUCCCAUGGCCACUUCUACCGAUCUUGUCCUCACUAUUACUAAUCACCUGCGUUCGAUGGGCGUGGUUUGUAAGUUCGUCGAGUUCUUCGGACCGGGGGUGGCAGCACUGAGCAUAGCGGACAGAGCCACUGUGGCUAACAUGUGUCCCGAGUUUGGGGCCACAGUAGCCUUCUUUCCAGUAGACGAACGCUCCUUAGACUACCUGGAACAGACUAAUCGAUCCAAGGACAGCAUCGAGAUCAUCAGACAAUACCUUCAAGCGACGAAACAGUUCAGGGAUUACAAUAAUACUGACCAAGAUCCCGUUUUUUCUGAGGUGGUCGAGCUAGAUCUGUCAACGGUUGUGACGUCAGUGAGCGGGCCCAAGAGGCCCCAGGAUCGUGUCUCCGUGUCUCACAUGAAGCAGGACUUCAAAGAGUGUCUCACUAAUAAGAUCGGCUUCAAAGGCUUUGGACUAUCACCAAAUAGCCUGUCAUCCUCGGGUGCAUUCACCUUCAGUGAUGGCAACAGCUACUCUAUCACCCACGGCUCGGUCAUCAUCGCAGCCAUCACCUCUUGCACUAACACAUCCAAUCCUAGCGUUAUGCUUGGAGCUGGUCUUCUUGCGAAGAAAGCGGUAGAGAGCGGUCUAAACGUGUUGCCAUAUAUAAAGACAUCUUUAUCUCCCGGUUCUGGUGUUGUCACGUACUAUCUUAAGGAGUCUGGUGUAAUACCUUAUUUGGAAGUGUUGGGCUUCAAUGUAGUCGGAUACGGGUGCAUGACUUGUAUUGGAAAUUCGGGUCCAAUUGAUGAAAAUGUUGCUAAUACUAUAGAAAAUAACGAUCUAGUAUGCGUCGGAGUAUUAUCCGGGAACAGAAAUUUUGAGGGACGCGUCCACGCUCAUACGAGAGCCAACUUUUUGGCCUCCCCGCUGCUGGUUAUCGCGUAUGCCCUGGCUGGCACCGUGGAUAUUGACUUCCAGACGGAACCCCUGGGUAAAAAAGCUGACGGCACUCCGGUCUUCCUCCGUGACAUUUGGCCCACCCGCGCUGAAGUUCAAGAAGUUGAAAGCAAAUAUGUUAUUCCGAGCAUGUUCAAAGAAGUCUACGCCCAGAUCGAAGAAGGUUCACCAUCAUGGCAAGCUCUGGAUGUUCCUCAAGGCAAGAUAUACGAAUGGGAUCCCAAUUCCACUUAUAUUAAGAAACCACCGUUCUUCGAUGGCAUGACGAGAGAAGUCCCACCGACGAAGAGUAUAGAAAAUGCCAGAUGUCUUCUUCUCCUGGGCGAUUCAGUGACCACAGAUCAUAUCUCUCCAGCCGGUUCCAUCGCGAGGAAUUCUCCUGCUGCCAGAUAUCUCUCUGAAAAGGGGUUAACGCUUCGCGACUUUAACACGUACGGGUCGAGACGCGGCCACGACGCAGUUAUGGUUUGUGGCGCUUUUGGGAAUAUCCGUUUGGUUAAUAGGAUGGUUGACAUACCUGGUCCUAAGACCAAACAUCUCCCGAGUGGGGACAUUAUGGAUGUUUUUGAUGCUGCUGAUAGAUACGCAAAAGGGAACAUACCCUUGAUAGCUAUCGUUGGUAAGGAUUACGGAACGGGUUCCAGCAGAGAUUGGGCGGCAAAAGGACCUUAUCUAUUGGGUAUAAAGGCGAUAAUAGCUGAGUCGUUUGAGCGCAUCCACCGAUCCAAUUUGGUGGGGAUGGGCAUCAUGCCACUCCAGUUCCUGCCAGGUGAGAACGCGGAGACACAUGGACUCACUGGACAAGAGACGUACCAAAUCGAUGUGCCGGAAGACUUGAAGACGCACCAAUUGCUGACUGUACAGGUGUCUCCUGAUAAAUCCUUCCAAGUGAAAGCUCGCUUCGACACCGAAGUGGACCUAACCUACUUCAGAAACGGAGGGAUACUUAACUAUAUGAUUAGAAAGAUGUUGUAA
This is a messenger RNA of Leptosia nina, 2673 nucleotides long. The record is from the annotation of a GenBank genome assembly. Lineage: Eukaryota; Metazoa; Arthropoda; Insecta; Lepidoptera; Pieridae.